Messenger RNA from Caenorhabditis remanei, 711 nucleotides. RefSeq lists its product as uncharacterized. The record is from RefSeq and is a predicted model, not a curated record. Lineage: Eukaryota; Metazoa; Nematoda; Chromadorea; Rhabditida; Rhabditidae. The transcript has 5 exons. Gene Ontology annotation, molecular function: DNA binding, bending. Bases 1 to 711 code for a protein of 236 amino acids. Gene Ontology annotation, biological process: regulation of transcription by RNA polymerase II.
AUGAUGAAUUCUGGUUUCAGCGCAAACAUUUUUCCGUCAAGCUCCUCCCCGACGUCUCUGUACCAGAGUCACCAACUUCAGCCGAACCCAUCGACGGCGAUGUAUCAGGCUACUACACGAGAUUUGGGAAAACCUCCCGUACGUGGAAAAACUUCACCUUAUGGAUUCUUUGUAAAAAUGUGCUAUGAGGAGCACAAGAAGAAAUAUCCAAAUGAGAAUGUACAAGUGACAGAAAUAUCGAAGAAAUGCUCAGAGAAAUGGAAGACAAUGGUCGAUGACGAGAAAAGGCGUUUCUACGAGUUGGCCCAGAAGGAUGCCGAGCGAUACCAGGCAGAGGUAGCGGCUUACGGCGGGGAAGAUGCAAUGAGGAAACGAAAACGAGCAAAGAAGGAUCCACAUGCACCAAAAAGAGCAUUGUCCGCAUUCUUCUUCUACUCCCAAGACAAGCGUCCAGAAAUCCAGUCAGCACAUCCAGACUGGAAAGUCGGACAAGUUGCACAGGAGCUCGGAAAAAUGUGGAAACUAGUGCCACAAGAGACAAAAGAUUUGUAUGAGCAGAAGGCACAAGCUGAUAAGGAUCGGUAUGCUGAAGAAAUGCGCCACUACAAAUCAGAAAUGCAAAAAAUGACAGGAAUGGAACAGUAUGAGGAUGAUCACCUGGGACACCAUGUGGUACAUGUUGAUGAUAUUAAUAGCCAAAAUAUCUCCUAA